UAAAAUAACCAGUUACAAAAAUGACCAAAGGCUUUGAAAGAAAAAUAUUAAAAACAAAAUUUCUUGUGUCAAUCUAAAAAAUCUAAGUUGGUUAAAAUUUUAUAGUAAAUUUUAUAAAAAAAAUAAAAAUCCGAAAAUGAGUGCUCCUUUCUACAGUUUCGAUCCUUGUGUGUGCAGUGGGGCUCCUUGCGGGGCGUGUUACCCCUACACGACGAAGCCGUGCGUGGCGUCCCGGAAUUGCCUGACGCCGUGCUCCGUGUGUCCAGGCGGUGGCUGCUCGCCGUGCCCCGCGCCGGUCCGGCCGUGCCCCUGUCCGCCCCCGCCUUGCCCCGUCCUGCCCUGCUUGCCGCCUUGCCCUCCAUGUGACAAGCCAGCAAACCCGAUCGCUUGCAAGCAGCCACUGUGCGACUCAGUGGCGAUACCAUGUUGUCGGCCGAACAGAUGCAAGCCAUGCCCGUGUUACUGCUGCACGGAGCCAGGAGUCUGUCUGCCGAAACGCUGCAGCUUCCCCGGGACGCCCGUGUGCGGCGGCUGCUGCGGACCCUGCAUGCCGGUGUGGUAGACGGGCAUCCGGGAAAUGUGCCGUCUCGUGCAAGUCAAUAAAGUUUGGACGUUACUCUGGUCUUUUUAUUUGGACGUCAACGUACGACAUAUGUGUAAUAAUUGUCACUAUUGCAUACCUACGAUAGUUUAGGGUGAGGUUUCA
This is a messenger RNA of Pectinophora gossypiella (pink bollworm), 706 nucleotides long. RefSeq names its product sperm mitochondrial-associated cysteine-rich protein-like. The coding region runs from base 137 to 562 and encodes 141 amino acids. The record is from RefSeq and is a predicted model, not a curated record. NCBI's taxonomy places the organism in Eukaryota, Metazoa, Arthropoda, Insecta, Lepidoptera, Gelechiidae. The transcript has 2 exons.